This is a messenger RNA of Drosophila willistoni, 1614 nucleotides long. RefSeq names its product homeobox protein GBX-2. The record is from RefSeq and is a predicted model, not a curated record. The coding region runs from base 207 to 1481 and encodes 424 amino acids. Lineage: Eukaryota; Metazoa; Arthropoda; Insecta; Diptera; Drosophilidae. Gene Ontology annotation, biological process: regulation of DNA-templated transcription. The transcript has 4 exons. Gene Ontology annotation, molecular function: DNA binding; DNA-binding transcription factor activity, RNA polymerase II-specific.
GUUGAAUGAAGAGCGCGUUGCACGGCUGUCGCCAAUGCGUUUUACCGACGCGUUUUAAUUCGCCCUGAAAAAGUGUGAAGUCAACUCAAGAAACCAAGAAAAGAAUGAAAGAAAAUUAGAAAUUAUGUGCUAAAAUUAAAUACGAAGAUCCCCUGAAGAAUCUCCCACAUUUUACAACAAAUUGGAGCAUCAAAAUUAUAAACAAAAUGCCUCAAUGCGCCACACCAAGUCCGAAUGGACGUAGCUGCAGCAGUCCCGCCAUAUCCGAGAUCUCUGUGGGCUCACCUAGUCCUCCGCCGCCGAUAAUGAGGCCCAUGACAUUGAAACGUUUGCGUGUCCUACGCAGUCCCAUGCCCAGCCCAGCGGGCACUCAACCCGCCGGCCAGGCCAUUCGCAUCAAGAGUUUCUCCAUAGCCGAUAUACUGGGACGCAACGAAGACAAAGAUCGAGAGCAGGAGAGCAAGAUAACCACGCCGUUGCCGCCGCCACCGCCACCACCCGCCGUACAGCUCGAGGAACGUCUUCAGGUGCCGGCAGCCAAUGGAGCAGGUGCCCCAGUUCCUGUUCUCCAUUGUCCGCCAGGUCUACAUCCGUUUCUAUCGCCAGCCCUACUCCAUAGCUAUGAACAGCGACUGGCCUGGGAUUAUCAGCGUCAAUUGCAGGAGCAUUUUCAGGCCCAGGCCCAGUUGUUGCGGCAAAUGAGUAUGGAUCCCGCCAUUAUACCCUCCGAGGAUGGUAGCUCGGAGCGUUCCCAUCGAUCCAGCAUAAGCAAUGGCAGCAGCACCGAUUCCCUCACGCCCACCCAGGCGACUGAGAAAUCCAAUGCCCCUGCCCCAGCAAAUGGCCCUGCCACUGGCAAUGCCUCAAAAUCGGCUGGCCCUGGUUCAGACACUCCGCUCGAUGCACUAUUUCAGUUAUCCACCAAAAACUUCGACGAGGAGCAGGAUCCCGCCACAUUGAAUAUCUUUUCGACCCGUUCUAAUCCAAAGAAGAAGCGGAAAUCACGAACCGCCUUUACCAAUCAACAGAUUUUCGAACUCGAGAAGAGAUUUCUAUAUCAAAAGUAUCUAUCUCCAGCGGAUCGUGAUGAGAUAGCCGGCUGUUUGGGUCUGUCCAAUGCACAGGUGAUCACCUGGUUCCAAAAUCGACGUGCCAAACUGAAACGCGACAUGGAAGAGCUGAAAAAGGAUGUGCAAAGCGUGAAACAAUUACCCGACCAGUCAGCAGAUCCCAUCCGGCAUCCGUACUACCCAUCUCAUCAGACGACCACCAAACCAUCAGUGCAGAGCCAAUACAGCCACCCUCCCAAUCAUCACAACCACCAGCAGCAGCUCUCUAGUACGGUUAAGGACAAGGACAAGGAUAAGGCCAAGGAAGAUUUGCGCAUGCUGAAACUGAUGACCCUGAUGCGUUACUCAGAUGGCAGCAUUUACCCGCUGGCCACCACAAAACCUUCAUCUUCCACUCCCACACCCACUUAGAAUUAGCCCAAUUUGUAUAUUACUCUUUGCAAAAAGCUAUCCCUCGAAUCUAAUUUGCAAAAAACAGAGUUCCUUCUGUUUUUGCACACAAACAUUUUCCCGACAUGAUUUCCCUAAUUGUCGAGUAUUAAAU